GAAUUAGCCCUACAAGAAAAAAAUUCUGUCUUUACAGAUAGCAAAACUGAGGCAUAUGGGUGGUGUGAUUUGACCAAAACCCUGCAACAAAUUGGUGGUACCCUUGAGACUAAAACUCGAGGUCUGGACCUACAUUCUCUGACUUAAUCAAUAAACAAUUGUUUCUCAUACUGCAAGAAGUCUCUUCAGAACUAUUGCGGAUCCUGCUGUUGCAGGAGUAUGUGACUCGCACAAAACAGAGAAUGCAACCUCAUGGCACACAAAUUGUGCAGUGUUCAGACUGACUGUAUCCAAACAGCCUAGAACUGGCUUCUUAAAAUCUCUAAUACAGAAAAUAUUGCAGGUCCCUCAUGUGUCCCAGCUGUCUGGCUCAGGAGGAAGGGCUGCCUACUGGGAGCUGUUCUCUCUGCAGGCUGUGCCUCCGUGUUUCCAGAUCAGGGUGACCAUGUUAUGGGGCUCCAUAAGCUCGCACUUCAACAUGUGGUAUGUGGUUGGCUCUCUUGCAGAUGUGCAGGGCUGUGAAUGUGAAAUUACAUCCAUGAUCCUGGAAUCCAAGGAGCAAAUUGAGCAGUCAGUGAUCGCUGUUGCUAGCUGGCUUGGCCAGCUAAUGGUUGCUGUGGGGCCGGAAGCCAAUCUUGAACGAACUGAGUUCCUCCCAAACACUGUGACCGAGGCAGUCACUGGAGGGGCAGAGAGCUAUAUUGCUGUGCAGAUGGAUAAGAACACAGAGGAACUCCUGGACCUGCAGUGCCAGAGCUUGUCUUCAGGAAAGCAGCUGGCAGAGGAAGUCCGAAGACAGCUCCUUUCAGUUGGAAGCUCUCUGCAGUGUUUUAUGGAGAAAUGCAAAAUAUUCUGGAGAGGGAAAGAUUUCCAGCUCGUCGACAUGGUCAGGCGACACUCGAGACCUGAGUACUGGUUCCUCAGCUUUCUGAUUGGUAGCCUGUCCAGGGAACUCUUAGACUUUACUGCCCUUGCUGAUAAUCACCCUUCAAAAGAGUUUGGUGCUGCUGCUGCCAUCGUCACAACCUUGGGAGAUGUUUAUGAAUACGUGGACAUCCCCCUGGACUGGUGGCAUGCGAACAGACACUGUGAACAACGCUUUGCGCAGCUACUCUUUGAGAUCCAGGACAGCAAGCUGGCUUCGGUCAGAAAACUGCUGCGCUCCCUGCAAGUGCAAAGCUCUGUCUGGUUAGCCGAGAGGGAGGCAUUCCUGCGGAAGCACAAACAGAGACGAAUUCACAGAGCACCAAUCCUGGUGUUCAGAAACAAAACGGACACUAAGUAUGUGAAGGUGCUGGCCAACUUUCCCGUGAUGCCUGCUGUCACCGCCUGUGCCCACAUCCAGUGGGACAAAAAGACCCAGGAGAUUUCCACCAUCUUCUCCUAUGCCGUCCCUGCUUUCAUUAAUGAGUUCCAGCUGCGCGGCUUUGUUGAUGAGGAAGGGUUUGUACGAUUUGCAAUCAUCGUCCACGGACACCACUCCCCGUACCUGCCCAUGUUCCGCAGCGAUGGGCAGUGGCAUCACUUCUGUGUCACCUGGCAGCAGCAGAACGGGACAUGGGCCAUCUACGCCGACGGGAAGAAGAAGGCCUCUGCCGCUGGAUUGUGUGCUGCAGGGCCGCUGGCCAGCCAGGCUAUUUACGAUCAUGGAACUUUCAUUAUUGGGCAAGACCAGGAUUCACUAGGGGGCACCUUCAAGGAGAAAGAGUCCUUCAGUGGGAACAUCACUGACCUGAACGUGUGGCGGACAGUCCUUAGCGAAGAGCAGAUAGAGAGAGUCCGGUCGUGCUGCCUGGUAGACCAUGAGCUUAUCUUCGGGUGGGGCAGUUACACUUUGGAGAUUGAGCCCACUGUACAAGAAGUGACAGCGCAGUUUCUUUGCCCAGGGCCUGUGGAGCAAUGCAGAGUUCUGGACAUUGGCAGUGGUGGAGCCAGUGACACUUCUUGUUUGCAUUCCUUACCUUUCGUCUGCCAUUACAAGAAGGAUGUGUAUUUACUCCUGAAGAAAACCCAGUCAGAAUCCAACCCGCCCCUGAUCAGUCGGGUUAAUACCCUCGUAAAUGCUACCGUGAUUCCUGAGAAUGUUUUCUUGGGCGAUGUUAGAGACGUGAACAUCUCGGCAGCUGUCAAUGUUCUCCAUGCUCUGACGAGCGUCCUGCGGGAGGAGGAGACCCCAGUGAAGCCAGCUGACCUGCUUGGCGUGGUCCAGUUUCUAAAGCAAGUUUCAGACAUUGAAGUCCAGGAGCAGGAACAGCUGGAGAUGCUGGAGCAGCUGAGUCAGUAUUACGUGGAAGUGAUUGGACUGAUCCUGGAGGAGCAAAAUACUGACCAGUGGUCAGAAAUCAGCCAGAUUAUCAGAGGGCCUAUGACUGUUGUAGAGAACAUGGAUAGGAUGGCUUCAAACCUAGACCAACUUCUGACUGCAGAAAGGACAAAGAUAGCGAUCCAGUACAGGAACAUCGGGAUCGAAGUCAGGAAGAUGGAGCUCAGCCGGCAGGAGCCCAGCAGUGACGUGUAUCUCAUCCAAAGCCAGGAGGCAAGCGGGCCUGACCUCAUAGAAGUUCCCCCUGAAGAAGUAGAAAGACUUAAAGCCAAAGGUCUUAGCACAGUCACUGCGAUCAACACGUGGUACGGCUACUCCUCCCUCCAGUGUUUCCUCCCGGGGAGCAGCACCGUGUUCCAGGACGUGGCCGCGUCUGACGGAGGACGGCGGUAUCUGAGCACACAGGUGGGCUCCGCCAUUAUUUCAUCCUCUCUACGCAGCGACUACCAGGAGAUCAGCACAUCUGUACGCUAUCGCCUGCAGCACCGCAUCCAGGACCUGCCUGACAAGCUUGUGGAACCGAUCUGCGCUUUCUGGAACUUCAGCAUCAGCCCAGACACCGGGGGAAUGUGGUCCACUCUAGGCUGCUCCAUCAUAGUGUCUCACCUAGAAUCCACAGGCUGCUUCUGCAACCACACCACCAACUUUGCAGUGCUGUUGCAGGUGUAUGAAGUGCAGAGGAGCUUGGAGGAGGAGCUGACUCUGAAGACCCUGACGUUUAUUGGAUGUGGAGUUUCCUUCUGUGCCCUGAUUGUUACAUUCAUUUUAUUCCUGGCAGUCGGUGUUCCUAAGAGCGAACGAACAACCGUGCACAAGAAUCUGAUCUUUGCUUUAGCUGCAGCUGAAGCUCUGCUCAUGUUUAGUGAAUUGGCCAAAACCAACCAGAUACUAUGCUUUGCUGUCACAGCUUUCCUCCACCUCUUCUUCAUGGCAGCCUUUUCUUGGAUGCUGGUAGAAGGGCUUCUCCUGUGGAGCAAAGUGGUUGCCGUCAACAUGAGUGAAGACAGGAGAAUGAAGUUUUACUAUGUGACUGGCUGGGGCCUGCCAGUCGUUAUUGUUGGUGCGACUCUGGCAACUUCCUUUAACAAGUACGUGGCAGACAAUCAUUGCUGGCUGAAUGUUCAGACCGAUAUCAUCUGGGCGUUCGUUGGGCCAGUUCUCUUUGUUCUGAUGGUAAAUACCUUCGUGCUGUUCCGGGUGGUGAUGGUCACAGUGUCCAGUGCACGGAGGAGAUCAAAGAUGCUGACCCCCAGCAGCAGCCUGGAGAAACAGAUUGGAAUCCAGAUAUGGGCCACAGCCAAGCCCAUCUUGGUGCUGCUGCCAGUCCUGGGCCUGACGUGGGUGUGCGGGAUCCUAGUUCACCUCAGCAUCAUCUGGGCUCAUGUCUUCAUCGUACUGAACUCCCUCCAGGGCUUUUACAUCUUCCUGGUCUAUGCAAUCUAUAACAGUGAGGUGAGGAACGCCAUACAGAGGAUGAAGGAGAAGAAGAAAGCUCUCUCGUUCACAAACUGUUCUCAUCCCAUCAAUUAUCUGUCAAGUCCAAGAAAUACAACUUCCUGGGAGACUAAGCUGAGUCCUUCUGCGGCCGAGAGCGCCGUGUCCUGCCCUGUGCAGAAAGAUCCCCCACUGAAGAACAUUACCAACAAAGGAAACUUUGGUGCUAAAAUUCCUAUGGGGAUUUCCUCAAUGAUGUCACCAGAGAGACCGGCUGUAGAGCUGACAGCGUUCAAAUCCUCAGGGUUCUGAGAGGAGCUUUUCCAGGUGACGCCCAGCCCCCCCCCCCAAGCUCUCCAAACAGAAGGCAGGUCCAUGGAAGCCGGGCGCAGCGGCCAUCUUGAGUUCCUCCUGGAGAGCCACAGCGUCCCACAUCGUUGAACUUGUGUUUUUUUUUAAUUUCUGGCACGUGCAGCUAAAACCAAGGCAGGCCUGGGGCAUCCUGCCAGGCAGGAGGAGUCCUGACUUGCUCCUCACUGACCAUUCAUACGUGACCUGCUUCCCUUGUACCUGGUGUUAGCCCUUCUGCCAUGGGCGGCAGCCACUCCGCUCUGGGCCUUGGUUAGGUAGCACCGUGCUGCUCUGCUAGUCUGCCAUUAAACUGGGAGGGACAAACUUGGAAAGGUUCAGCUAAAACACCCACCAGAAAGGCGUUUUUCCCAACUGUGAUUGGAACUCUGUUGAUCUGGUGAGGCUAGUGAGCAGAGCUACUCUCCAGUCCCCGGCCGGCUGGGUCGUGUCCCCCAACGAGAGGUGGGAUUGCAGCCCCUUUCCUCACUUGGUGCAUGCCCACUGAGUAAUCAGAGAACUGGAAGGGCCUUGAGAAGUCACCAAGUCCAGCCCCUUGCACUGAAACAAGACUACACCAAGCUAGCUGUGCUACUGCCCCACUUCCCAGCCAGCUGCUAGCUCUGCCAGCUUUCCCAGCCUCCCAACUCUUGCCUGAUAAAACAGCUAAAGCUCAUAGGAUUUCCAUACAGGGGCAAAAGCUUAAGUGAUUCAUUCCAUGAAAAUACCAUGCAGGGCUCUGGAGAGGCUGAAGGCUCAACAUGAGACGAUUAGAGGGAGGUGGCACGUCGUGAAAUGGUGGGUGUAACAGCAGGACAAACUAGGUGUGUCUAGCUAGAAUAGUAUUGUUUCUGGCUCACUAGCCUGGGCAAGACCCAGUACUUCAAUGUUGGUUCUGUCCUUCAUGCACUAACUGGGCUGGAGGCAAAGGGAAGGAAAAGGUUAUGUGCUCCCCUUACCACUCACUCAUGUCAUGCCUGAGCAUGGCCCAUUAAAAGGCAGCACACAAAGUAGCCCUCGCAAUGCACUAGCCCCCUCAUGUUCUGUACACACAAUAAAACUUUCCCUCCCCUUAACUGCAAUGCUUGUACAUUAGUCUCGCAUUAGCCGGCUUUUUAUUAGUGAUGCUGCUGCUCAACCAGACGUUCUGGGCUUGCUGCAGGAAUCGCUUUGUGAGAGUCUCUGGCCUGUGCCUUGCAGAAGGUCAAACAUGGGCCCCCUGGCCUUACCGGCUAUGAAGGGACUGUAUUGACCACACCUCCCAGGGCCGCGCCAGCCCAUCAGCUCAGCACUGUUUCGCCAGCUCAUGAGUCAGGAACGCAGUAAAGGCUGUACUGCAGUCAAUGGGCUGUAAUAGUGUGUUCCUGAAUUGCUGUACGGGCCCCAGGUUGGUUUGCUAGGCCAGCCCAUUGCUAGAAGGCUGCCACUUCGCUGGCGUCACUUAGCUCACCGAUGUGUGGCCCAAACAAACAGCAGCACUGAAGCCUUGUGGGGGGUCUCCCUGAGACAGCCCCUAUUUUGCUCUAAUCGCAGGGGGCUUUAUGUGCCCCCCCCAACCUCUUCCAUCCCCUUCCUAACAUUGCUACACGACAGUGUGCUUAGCCCCUCAGCGGAUAAACCUCGCCUGCCAGCAGCCACAGCCUGAGCAGAAAACUGCCAGGUAUGUGGGGGCAAAGGCCUAAGCGCUCCCCCCUCCCCACCCCGCCCAGUUAGUGGAGAGCAGGUGAAUGUGUUUGCCAAGACACCCUUGUGCCUGGCCUCUGAGAUGUGUAGGCUGUUGGAGACCAGCAGGGUCCUUUCCUGCUCUGCUGGAAAGCCAGGGGCUUGUAGAGGAAAAACAACAACCCAAACCUGCACGUGCUUUGUCUCUUUGCAUGGCUGGCAUCCAUGAGCAGCCAACACCAUGAACUGCAGACUAGGCCAUGCAAGGGGUGUGCACAGCCAGACCAGCCGAAGUGCUGCAUUGUAAAGGACCGUUUGGCUGCCCACCACUGCCCCCAGCAAAGAAGGCUGAUGCACUGCGAGGCAUAUGUAGUGUUUCCAUCACCCCCCCCUGCAAGGGCUAGACGCGGGGUGCCUGGGAAACAGGCACUCUGAGACAGACUGUAGCUGGGUUGGGGUUUUUUGUUUGUUUGAGGGAGGGCGGGGGUCAUUUUUAAACCAGCUAAUUUUAAUCUCCCUGUAUGCUAGAUUGCUGAACUAUAGUCAUUCCUGCCCUAAAGGGCCGUAACAGCUGUCUAGUGCAGCACUGCUCAGAGGCAGAGGCUGUGUUAUCCGGCUCUCGCUGGGCUUUGCAGCAGAGGGUUGCUGCUCCUGUGUGCUAGGCAUAGAGCACAUGUGCGCUUGGUAUCAGGUUUGCUGAAUAUUAGGGCUGAGUAAAGGCUGAUUUUAAAGA
This is a messenger RNA of Gopherus evgoodei (Goodes thornscrub tortoise), 6500 nucleotides long. RefSeq names its product adhesion G protein-coupled receptor D2 (gene ADGRD2). Gene Ontology annotation, biological process: cell surface receptor signaling pathway; adenylate cyclase-activating G protein-coupled receptor signaling pathway. The record is from RefSeq and is a predicted model, not a curated record. Bases 446 to 4069 code for a protein of 1207 amino acids. Gene Ontology annotation, molecular function: G protein-coupled receptor activity. The transcript is spliced from 30 exons. Lineage: Eukaryota; Metazoa; Chordata; Testudines; Testudinidae. Gene Ontology annotation, cellular component: membrane.